Molecule: messenger RNA, 2439 nt
Organism: Cannabis sativa
Lineage: Eukaryota; Viridiplantae; Streptophyta; Magnoliopsida; Rosales; Cannabaceae
Exons: 1
Coding region: 440-742 (100 amino acids)
Source: RefSeq, a predicted model, not a curated record
UGUUUAUUGGAAUAUUUUGACAAAAAAAUUAGAAAAGUACGACUACUUUUACAUUAUUUUUGAAAAAAUUGUUAUUUAAGACAAAUGUUUAUUGUAAUUUUAGACUAGUGUAAAAAUCCCAAAUUCCUCCUAAUGCAAAUAUCAAACCAACUAGACAAAAAAGCACAUACUAAUCAUGUAGUCGGUGAUGAGCAACGAGUUAAUUAAUGGGGUAAGGCCCAAAAUAUUUCCUGACUAAUUGCAAUGACACUUGUCAUACAAACAAUCCUCUGCAUGCAAACAACAACGUGUCUAACGAAGUGAUUUUUUUAGUUGCCAUCCUCCAAACGUGGCAUAAUUGCUCCUCUGCACACACGACACGACGUUGGCAGGUCUCUGUUUUUUCUCAACUUAAAAUAGAUGGCAACGAAAAUCUCAAAAACAGAUCUAGGAAAGGAAAAUGGAAAAGAACGAAGAGUGGAGGAAAAUGGCAGACACCCACAAAAUGAGUCAAGAGGAAAUAAAAGCAGCUGGAGUAGAAGGGUCUCAGAGGCCACCAGGCCACAAUCCUGGGGGUGUCCUCCAUCAGAGAAGGAAGCUUCCCUACAGCCCAGCCAUCAUGGCCAUUGGUGGCUUACUCAUCAUCGGUACCAUUGGAUAUUUCACACUAUACACUACCAAAAAGCCUGAUGCCACUGCCAAAGAUAUAGCCAAGGUCGCUGCCGGCAUGGCCGAGUCUGAGGACACUCGCCCAAGGAAGUAGGGUAGUGGCUUAUGUUCUUUUUAUGCUAAGAUAAGAGCUGUUGUCGUUGCUCUUUCUUAUGUUGACUAGAGAUAACUUUUUUUGUUGUAAAAGUUAUGGUGGUUCAACAUAAAUUAAAUAUACCCUUCUGUUUAUCUACAAGCCCUAAUAGAAUAGAAAGUACUUAUUUCUGUAUAUUGCAGUGUGUGAUCAAGUCUGCAACUCUUAACAUGCCUAACAUCUAAAUUACAUGGAAAACAUCAAACUCAAAGACCAUUUAAGGAUGAUCAUUCCUAUAUCACAUAUCCACCACACUAACGUUAAUUUACGGUUCAACAACGGGGCACAUAUAUUCAGUUAAAAACAUAUAUGAAAACAGAGGACUAAUCUUAUGUUUUUGCAUCUUUUUAAUAUAUAAAUUUGAAAAAUAGACAAAUAUUAUAACAGAACUACGAGUCAUGAGCUAGUCAAUGUUCAAAAUUGAGUACAAAAUCCAUACCUUAAUUUCAAAUCUUACACUAGAAUAUAGUCGACGUUGUAGUUAUAUGAGAUGAGAUUGGCAGGCACACACAAACUCUAAUCAAUUUUCACCGAUGAGUAAAUGAGCCUUGUGAACCAGAAGCAAGCAUAGAACCCAAUGGUGCCAGUGAGCACAAAAAAUGCGUACGAAGCAAUCAACAUGUAACCGAAGUACAAGAGGCCAGACACAAGCUUUGUGAUUUCAAGCUUUGUGAAGAAGUAGAAAGUAGCGUAGAGGAAGAGGUAUAAAGCAGAAGAGCCUGAAGUUAGGUAUGACCUCCACCACCACAGAUAAUCCUCACUGCACAACUGGAAGUAGCAGAGCACAAUGGUUAUCUCAGCGCAAGUGAUGAUGAGAAUCACGAAGACCAGGAAGAGGAAACCGAAGAUAUAGUAGAAUUGGUUCAGCCAGAUUGAGGUGAGGAUGAAGAAGAGUUCAAUGAAAACGGCUCCAAAGGGUAAGAUUCCUCCAAUGAGAAUCGAGAAGAUUGGGUUCAUGUACCAGGCCUGUUCAGGAAUCUGCCUUGGAAUUUUGUUGGUUUUUACAGGGUCUUCAAUGGCUGGCUUCUUGAACCCAACAUAGCUGCCUACAAACACGAGUGGGACUGAGAUUCCGAACCAUAAAAAGAUAAGUGCAAACAUGGUCCCAAAUGGCACAGCCCCGGAUGAUUUCUGGCCCCAUAUGAGUGCGUUUAAGACAAAGAAAAUUGAGGACACAAUAGCUGGGAACAUGACAGCAGUUCUGAAAGCGAUCCUCUUCCAUUCUGUUCCUUUAAACAUUUUGUAUAUGCGGGAAGCGGAGUAACCAGCGAAAAGGCCCAUGAAAACCCACAGCAAGAGCAGGGCUGUCAUGAGACCACCUCGGUUGGAUGGGGAUAGGAAUCCGAGAACAGCAAAGAUCAUGGUCACAAGUAUCAUUCCGAAAAAUUGAACUCCAGUUCCCACGUACACACAGAGGAGAUCAGAAUUCUGUGGGGGCCUGAAAACAUCCCCGUGAACAAGCUUCCAUCCUGUCUCUUCUUGGGCUUCUUCCUGGGUUUCAAGCUCAUUGUACUUGGAAAUAUCACGGUAAAGUGUCCGGAGCAUUAUCAUGGCAACCAUACCCGAGAGAAAGAGGACAAUCAUCAAAGAAUUCACAAUGGAAAACCAGUGAAUUUGAUCAUCGUUCAUUAAGAGAUAAGCAUCCCAUCUAGAAGCCC